AGUCUUGAGCGUCACAUGAGAGUUCACACCGGCGAGAAGCCGUUCACAUGUGAUCAGUGCGGAAACCAAUUCAAAGAAAGAGGAAACCUUAACAAGCACAUGAAAAUCCACACUGGGGAAAAGCCAUUUACAUGUGAUCAGUGCGGGAAGAGUUUCUCACAAUCAGCAAAUUUUAAAGUACACAUGAAAAUCCACACUGGAGAAAAGCCACACACAUGUAAACAGUGCGGGAAGAGUUUCACACAAUCAGCACAUCUUAAAGUACACAUGAAAAUCCACACUGGAGAAAAGCCAUUUACAUGUGAUCAGUGUGGGAAGAGUUUCACACACAAACAAAGUCUUGAGCUUCACACGAGAGUUCACACCGGAGAGAAGCCAUUCACAUGUGGCAAAUGUGGAAAGAGCUUCACGCAACCAUCACAUCUUAGACAACACAUGAAAAUCCACACUGGAGAAAAGCCACACACAUGUGAUCAGUGCGGGAAGAGUUUCACACACAAACAAAGUCUUGAGCGUCACACGCAAUCAGCAAACCUUAAACGACACAUGAGAGAUCACACCGGAGAGAAGCCGCACACAUGUGAUCAGUGUGGGAAGAGUUUCACGCAAUCAUCAAACCUUAAACGACACAUGAGAGUUCACACCGGAGAGAAGCCGCACACGUGUGAUCAGUGUGGGAAGAGUUUCACACAACCAGCAAAACUUAAAGAACACAUGAGGAUCCACACUGGAGAGAAGCCGUUCAAGUGUGAUCAGUGCGGCAAAACAUUUCUUCGGUCAUCAGCUUUGAAGACACACCUGACGGUUCAUACGCAGGAGAAGCCACAUUCCUGUUCUGAAUGUGGAAAGUGUUUUUCACUGCUGCGGAGAUUACAUAGACAUGAGAAAAUUCACACUGGUGUGAGAGAGUACAUGUGCUUUCAGUGUGACAAGACUUUUAUUACAGCGGACUGUUUAACACGGCAUCAGAAGAUUCACACUGGUGUGAGAGAGUACAUGUGCUUUGAGUGUGACAAGACUUUUAUUACAGCGAGCUGUUUAAAACUGCAUCAGAAAAUUCACACUGGUGUGAGAGAGUACAUGUGCUUUGAGUGUGACAGGACUUUUACUUCAGCAAACCGUUUAAAACAGCACCAGAGGAGCCACACUGGAGAGAAACUUCACAAGUGUUCACACUGUGACAAGAGUUUCAGUCAGUCAUCAAAUCUGAAUGCACAUGAGAAGAUCCACAGCAGAGAGAAGCCACACACGUGUGAUCAGUGUGGGAAGAGUUUCACGCAAUCAUCAAACCUUAAACGACACAUGAGAGUUCACACCGGAGAGAAGCCGCACACGUGUGAUCAGUGUGGGAAGAGUUUCACGCAAUCAUCAAACCUUAAACGACACAUGAGAGUUCACACCGGAGAGAAGCCGCACACGUGUGAUCAGUGUGGGAAGAGUUUCACACAACCAGCAAAACUUAAAGAACACAUGAGGAUCCACACUGGAGAGAAGCCGUUCAAGUGUGAUCAGUGCGGCAAAACAUUUCUUCGGUCAUCAGCUUUGAAGACACACCUGACGGUUCAUACGCAGGAGAAGCCACAUUCCUGUUCUGAAUGUGGAAAGUGUUUUUCACUGCUGCGGAGAUUACAUAGACAUGAGAAAAUUCACACUGGUGUGAGAGAGUACAUGUGCUUUCAGUGUGACAAGACUUUUAUUACAGCGGACUGUUUAACACGGCAUCAGAAGAUUCACACUGGUGUGAGAGAGUACAUGUGCUUUGAGUGUGACAAGACUUUUAUUACAGCGAGCUGUUUAAAACUGCAUCAGAAAAUUCACACUGGUGUGAGAGAGUACAUGUGCUUUGAGUGUGACAGGACUUUUACUUCAGCAAACCGUUUAAAACAGCACCAGAGGAGCCACACUGGAGAGAAACUUCACAAGUGUUCACACUGUGACAAGAGAUUCAGUCGGUCAGGAGAUCUGAAAACACAUGAGAGGAUCCACAGCAGAGAGAAGCCACACACGUGUGAUCAGUGCGGGAAGAGUUUCACUUUUAAAAGUCACCUGAAGCUACACAUGAAGAUCCAUGCAGUGGAGGAACCACACAGCGAUGUUCACAAGUCUUUAUCGCUGGAGUCCGAGUCAAGUCUCGAGUGA
Messenger RNA from Sinocyclocheilus grahami, 2139 nucleotides. Its product is annotated as zinc finger protein 850-like. Gene Ontology annotation, biological process: regulation of transcription by RNA polymerase II. Gene Ontology annotation, molecular function: DNA-binding transcription activator activity, RNA polymerase II-specific; RNA polymerase II cis-regulatory region sequence-specific DNA binding. Lineage: Eukaryota; Metazoa; Chordata; Actinopteri; Cypriniformes; Cyprinidae. The transcript is spliced from 2 exons. The record is from RefSeq and is a predicted model, not a curated record. Bases 16 to 2139 code for a protein of 707 amino acids. Gene Ontology annotation, cellular component: nucleus.